AUGAGCAGGGCGCUCUUCCGCAGCUCCCUCCCGGAGCUCGGGAGCUUCAGCGCAGCCCGUCUCCGACCUACCGCCGCCGUGCUCCCAUUCUCUUGGGCCACCCGCUCGUUCAACAGCACCGCUCCCAUCGUCGAGCCCGUCUCCUCCGUGAACAACAACGCCCCCAACCCGACGUCCAGCCAGGUCCGCCCCCUCGCCCUCAAGAAGAGCCACCCAGCCGCUCCCCCCGCCCCCAUCGCCGACUCCGUCAGGAACCUCCUCCCCUUCCUCGCCGCCCAGCCGGGCCACUACAUCACCGUCCACAUCCACGGCUUCCCCUACCUCGUCCAGGAGGGCGACCAGAUCCGCCUCCCCUUCCGCAUGCCCGGCGUCCUCCCGGGCGACGUCCUCCGCCUCAACCGUGCCAGCGUCAUCGGCAGCCGCGACUACACCAUGAAGGGUAGCCCCCACAUCGACGAGAGGGUCUUCGAGUGCCGCGCCACCGUCCUGGGCGUCGAGUCGGAGCCCCUGCGCAUCAAGAUCAAGAAGAAGAGGAGGCAGAGGCGCAAGAGGCAGGCCAAGAGCAAGCACAGGUACACCAUCCUGAGGGUGUCGGAGCUGAACAUCAAGAACCUGGAGGAGGCGGCGACGGAAUGA
Molecule: messenger RNA, 636 nt
Organism: Clonostachys rhizophaga
Lineage: Eukaryota; Fungi; Ascomycota; Sordariomycetes; Hypocreales; Bionectriaceae
Source: the annotation of a GenBank genome assembly